Messenger RNA from Trichomycterus rosablanca, 1406 nucleotides. It is a transcript of the gene mrpl3, whose product is annotated as mitochondrial ribosomal protein L3. The transcript has 10 exons. The record is from RefSeq and is a predicted model, not a curated record. Gene Ontology annotation, biological process: translation. Gene Ontology annotation, cellular component: mitochondrial large ribosomal subunit; ribosome. Lineage: Eukaryota; Metazoa; Chordata; Actinopteri; Siluriformes; Trichomycteridae. Bases 80 to 1123 code for a protein of 347 amino acids. Gene Ontology annotation, molecular function: structural constituent of ribosome.
CAUUUCAGUGCAUGCAUGUGUAUGUGAUGAAGAGCUCCAAAUAAUUGAUUUAUUGAUAUUAUUUUUGUUUAAUACAAAAAUGUCAGUGUUGACUUGUAGAUUACACAAGUUUGGUGAUGCAUUGCUAAAGGGAGCGACUGUUAUUGUUUACCGACAUGGACCUACAACAUCAUUAGACAGUCCUGCCAUUAUUAAGUGUGUGAGGACUAUCAAGACUUCAACAUGGUGGGAUGAACAUCUGACAGAAGAUAAUGCCGGCUUCAUUAAGAAGGAAGUGGCCAAGGAGUACAAUGAACUGACUAAAGCCAAACUGAACCCCCUCAAGGAUGAACCCUGGCCUCGCCCUGAGUGGGUGGAACAGAGCAAAAGAGUUGGUCUUGUUGCUAUCAAGUUAGGAAUGAUGCCAGUUUGGACCAAGUCAGGAGAAAGACAUGUGGUGACUAUGCUGCAGGUUCAGGACUGCCAUGUGAUCAAGCACCUGGCUAAAGAGGACUAUAAUGGCAUGUCCGCUGCUCUGAUUGUAGGAGCUAAAAGUGUCUCCCCCUUCUAUAAGUCAGCGGCAUAUCUGGAGAUGUUCCGCAGUGCUGGAGUUCCCCCUAAACAAAAACUCACAACGUUCAGCGUGACAGAAAACGCCAUCAUCAAACCAGGUACUCCACUGUAUGCUGCACACUUCCGUCCAGGACAAUACGUGGACGUCACAGCCAAAACAAUUGGAAAGGGUUUUCAGGGUGUAAUGAAGCGCUGGGGGUUUAAAGGUCAGCCGGCCACUCAUGGUCAAACCAAAACCCACAGGAGACCUGGCUCACUGGGACCUGGAGGGGAUCCUGCUAAAGUGUUCAAAGGAAAGAAGAUGCCAGGAAGGAUGGGAAACGUUUAUGACACCGCCUUUGGCCUGAAGGUUUGGAGGGUGAACACCACAGAUAACAUCUUGUACGUGAAUGGCUCUGUUCCAGGUCACCGUAACUGCCUGGUGAAGGUACGGGACACCAUUCUGCCUCACCGCCGAGAGAACAACAAGGCACCACCAUUCCCCACAUACUUUGCUGACGGAGACGAGGAGCUCCCCGAGGACCUGUACACCGAGGACAUGUUUCAGUUCGGGGAACCUAUUCCUGAAUAAGGACAUAAACUCACAAGAUCAUCAGUUUUUUGUCUUUUAAAGCCCAGUUUUCUCUGGCCGUGUGCUAUUUACCGAUGCUUCCAACUGUUUAAUGAAUGCCUCACUAUGGGACUGACAUGAGUGGGACAACUACAGACUCUUUAAACAGCAGGGCAGAACCAGGAAUGCAUACAAACCCCUGAACGAAGAGAGAGUCAACCAUGUUUCUGUGUGACACAACAGUGUCUGUGGUUUAAUAUUGACUUCUGUUUGUAUAUGAAAAUAUUAAAGUUUCUUUGAUACA